Molecule: messenger RNA, 949 nt
Organism: Pipistrellus kuhlii (Kuhl's pipistrelle)
Lineage: Eukaryota; Metazoa; Chordata; Mammalia; Chiroptera; Vespertilionidae
Product: hypoxanthine-guanine phosphoribosyltransferase-like
Exons: 1
Coding region: 16-588 (190 amino acids)
Biological process (GO): IMP salvage; GMP salvage; hypoxanthine metabolic process
Molecular function (GO): magnesium ion binding; hypoxanthine phosphoribosyltransferase activity
Source: RefSeq, a predicted model, not a curated record
UUGUCGGGCUCCAUUAUGGCAACUGGCAGUCCCAGCCUUGUGAUUACGGAUAAUGAACCAGGUUAUGACCAAGAUUUACUUUGCAUACCCAAUCAUUACGUGGAGGAUUUGGAAAAGGUGUUUAUUCCUCGUGAACUAAUUAUGGACAGGACUGAGCAGCUUGCUGGAGAAGUGAUGAAGGAGAUGGGAGGCCAUCAUAUUAUAUUCCGCUGCGUGCUCAAGGGGGGCUAUACAUUCUUUGCUGACCUGCUGGAUUGCAUAAUAACACUGAACAGAAAUAGUGAUAGGUCCAUUUGUAUGACUGUAGAUUUUAUCAGACUGAAGAGCUACUGUAAUGACCAAUCAACAGGGGACAUAAAAGUGAUUGGUGGAGAUGAUCUCUCAACUCUAACUGGAAAGGAUGUCUUGAUUGUUGCAGAUAUAAUGGACACUGGCAAAACAAUGCAAACCUUGCUUUCCUUGGUCAAGCAGCAUAAUCCAAAGAUGGUCAAGGUCAAAAGCUUGCUGGUAAAAAGGACCCCUCGAAGUGUUGGAUAUAGACCAGUCUCUGUUGGAUUUGAAAUUCCAGAUAAGUUUGUUGUAGGAUAGGCUAUUAUAAAUACUUGACUAUAAUAAAUACUUCAGGGAUUCAAACCAUGUUUGUGUUAUUAGUGGAACUGGAAAAGCAAAAUACAAAGCCCAAGAUGAGAGUUCAAGUUGAGUUUGGAAACAUCUGGAGUCCUAUUGAAAUCACUAGUAAAGUUAUCAGAUGUUCUAAUUCUGUGGCCAGCUGCUUAGUAGAACUAUUGCAUGUAUCUUCUAAGAAUUUUAACUGUUUUGUACUUUAAAAAUGUCAGUUGCUGCAUUCCUGAACUCUUUAUUUGCACUAUGAGUCUAAGACUAUCAGUUUCCUUUGGGUGGAUUGUUAUUUGACUUAUGGAUAAAGAAUAUCUUAAACCACACCACUAUU